ACUAAGAAGCAGGGUCAGGCCUUCUUGGGCGGGUCCCCUCGGGACUCCCAACGGAGGGCUGGGGUGGUGAAGGGGAGCGGCAGGGGCGGAAGAGGCCAAGACUGGUGGCGAGGAGCAUGGGGAGGGCCGGAGGAAGGAGCGUCGCAGAUCCCAUUCAGCUUUGAGUCUGUGGCAGAGGCGGCCUGGCUGAGGUGCGGACUGGAUGGGGUUUGCACCAGCCGCUGCUUUUCUCCUCCUUGCAGCGCUGGCGCCGCCGCCCCGCGCCAGCUAGCGGCGCCAGUUAGACCCAGCAGGGUGAGCGUGGGCGCUGGCCAGCGGCUUAUCUCCCAGCGCUGGAAGAGAGAGCGCUGCGGGGCCGGAGCCAGGGCCGGCCGGGGCCGGGCAGCGGGGACUCUCCGAGUCCGGUGGCCAGCGCGUCCUCCGCGGUCAACAGCUCCCGCUGGGGUCAGGGCCGCGAUCCAGACCCGAGUCUCCGCGCUCGCCCAAGGGGGCGGCGGGAAGCAGCCGGGAGGCGGCGCAGGGGUCCGCAGCUCAGUCCCACAGCCCCGCGCACCAGGCGGCGGCGGCUCGGGUUCGAGAGCCCAAGCAGCCACGAGUUCCAUGGCGAGCGGUGACACCAAGGGCGCGAGUCUGGCGCAGAGGAGCGGUGCCGUGCGGCGUCCCGGGGCCCCGGGCGGGCAGGGCGGCGAGCCCGCCUCCGCCGGCUCAGAGCCGCAGUCCCCUGCUGAAGCGCCGGCGGAGGGCGCCACGCUGCCCGCCUGGAUGCGCCUCUACUUCUACGGCAUGCACGGCGUCACCGUGGACGUGCUGGUGUCCUCGGCGCGGAGCUUCGCCCGCAGCCCGGACCUCCGGAUGCUGGGAUUCUCCUCGCCCUACCGCUGCUUUCUGCACUCCCUCACCCACUUCGCGCUGGAGAAGGUCUACCUGCAAAAGCGGCUCUGUCCCAGCGCCUUCCUCUUUGAUUUCCUCCUCUACCCGUCGGCCCACGUGGGGCUGCAGACCCUGGCGAGCCAGGCGCUGCUGCUCAGUCUGGGCGGCGGACUCGGGGGCGCUGGGGCGCUGGACCUGGCGCUGCAGUACGUGCUGGCACUCUACCACUGCCAAGUGUUUCUGAAACGCUUCCUGUGCUUGCGGUACCGAAAGCGGCGGCGGAGGCAGCAGCAGCAGCAGCAAUGGAGCGAGCCCCCCGCCCCUCCAGUGGCCCGGGUUCUUGGGGCUGCUGGUGGCCGGCGACACCGACCCUGUGGCACCAGUUGUGUCGGAGCAAUUCCCAAUCGGGGGCUGCCAGACCUACUUCGCUUUCUGUUCUUUGGAAUGCAUGGCUUUUUGGAUGAGAUCUUCUUCACCUUCUUUUUUAACGUGCUGGGUCAGGGGGACAGGACAUCCAGCGGCCAUACAUCGCUCUGGUCCUUCUUUAUGUACGGAAGCUGCAGUUUCGUGGUCGAAAAGCUCUACUUCCACCUCCACUAUAAUCGUGGCUGGGGUACCUGGAAACGAGUGCCCAUCUAUGUCAUCUUCAUCUACAUGUGGGAAUUGUCCUGGGGUCUGGGACUAAGAACCUGUGGCGCUUGUUCCUGGGAUUAUUCUCACUACCCUCUCAAUUUCAUGGGUCUUAUCACCUUAAUGUAUUUACCUGGUUGGAUAUUCCUUAGUGUGUACCAGGACCUACUUUCUAACGUUUUGUGGCAGGUGCAGUAUGUACCAACCAACUAAGACGGGCGUGGGGGUGUCACUGAAUUCUCACUAAUGAAUACAUUUUAUUUUUACACGUUUUAAAUGGAGUGGGUUUUUUAGCCAUUUAAUUUUGAUACAUUUUACUAAACACUUCCAACACUUAUUACUUACAUUUUCGUUUUCCUGGCUAUUUGGAACCUAUACAUAAUAUUGAAGUAUUAAUCAAAACAUAACCCAAAGUAUUUAAUUUAUCAAUGUUUUCUAGCCCUUACAAGUCCAAACAAAGAAACCAUUCUAAGUUAACAUCUGAAGUCUAUAACGUAUUUGGGCAUAAUUGGUUGAUCAUUAGUUAUCUGUUUUCUUCUCUCUCUCUCUUUUCUUUCUUUCCCUUUCUGUUUUCCUCUUCUUUCCUUCAUUCCUCUCACUCUUUCUUCCUUCUUUCCUUUCUUCUCUUUUUCUUCUUUCUCCUCAUCUUCUUUUUUGAAGUGGAGUUCUUCAAAUAAAAGAUGUUUUUUUUUCUUUUUACAAGAUUUGGUGAAAUGUUCUGAUUCAGUGAUUUAUUUCAUUUUUGUACCUUGCCAUAUUUACUGAUGCCUGCUUAAACUAUCUUGUACUCAUGAAAUUACUGUUAAUAGUUCUUCAAGUGCCUCCGUCUAGCACACAAGUGUAAAGAAACCGACAAAUGUGAAGAUGAAAUGUUCUAUGAAUAGACUUUUAAAUAGGAAAAGCUCUUCUAGCCCGUUAGACAGGUGACACUGUGUUAAGCAUCCUGGAAGUGAUCACUUUCCAAUAUGGGUUAGCCUUAAACGCUAAGUGUGUUAGCAUUGAUCAAAUCUUGUGAUAUAUGGCUGUAAAUUUUUCUUACUGUGCAAUAUGUAAAAUGUUUACCUUACAGGUCCAAGGGCCAAGUAAAAAAUAUAUUACCCUUUAGUAGUGUUUUUACCCUACUAAUUCAUUCAAGAUGAAGUUAUAAGACUAGAAACAGUUCCUUGGAAUAAAAUGAUCCUGGAUAUUAAUCACAAUUACAUUACUUCUGUUUUCUGUAAAUAUACAUAUGCAUUUUCAGUGUAUUUCUACCAUGUCUUCCUUGUAAGCAUUUUAACUUCUCCUUCUACACUACAGAGUUCUUGGGUUAAAGUUGAUGUCAUGUUGUGCAUUGAAAAAAAUAGCUUUU
Molecule: messenger RNA, 2848 nt
Organism: Erinaceus europaeus (western European hedgehog)
Lineage: Eukaryota; Metazoa; Chordata; Mammalia; Eulipotyphla; Erinaceidae
Gene: TMEM229A
Product: transmembrane protein 229A
Exons: 1
Coding region: 601-1713 (370 amino acids)
Source: RefSeq, a predicted model, not a curated record